Oryza sativa Japonica Group (Japanese rice) is the source of this 7429-nucleotide messenger RNA. RefSeq names its product protein SWEETIE. NCBI's taxonomy places the organism in Eukaryota, Viridiplantae, Streptophyta, Magnoliopsida, Poales, Poaceae. The record is from RefSeq and is a predicted model, not a curated record. Gene Ontology annotation, biological process: carbohydrate metabolic process.
ACAGCACCAGCACACCUAGAUCUCGAUCGAACCGGUAGCCCUCCCGUUACCACCACCCUCCUCCUCUCUCCUCCCCACCAUGGCGAAGCGCGGUGGCGCCGCCGGCGAGCCCAUCCCGCUGUCGCGGUUCGGCGCGCUGGUGGCGCAGCUGGAGUCCGUGGUGGCGUCGGCCAGGCAGAAGCCCCCCGACGCGCUCCUCUGCUUCGACCUCCUCUCCGAGCUCUCCUCCGCCCUCGACGAGGCCCCCAAGGAGACCAUACAGCUUUGGCAAAGGAAAUGUGAGGAUGCUCUCCAAUCCUUGCUUUUCCUUGGGGCUCGUCGCCCUGUUCGGCGAUUGGCAUCGUCAGCAAUGGGGAGGAUAAUCGAGAGAGGUGAUGCAAUAUCGGUAUACUCAAGAGCGAGUACCCUCCAAGGGUGGUUGGUAGAUGGAAAAAGAACGGAUCCCAUGGCCUAUGCAGGUGUAGCGCAAUGUCUGGGAGAAAUUUACCGCUUAUUUGGACACAAGAUUACUGCAGGCUUAAUUGAGACAUCAAAUAUUGUAGCAAAACUCAUGAAGUACCAUGAGGACUUUGUGAGACAAGAUGCACUCCUCUUGCUUGAGAAUGCAUUGGAAGGUUCUGGUGGUGGUGGUAGUGGUGCAGCUUAUUUGGAGGCUUUCCGCAUUAUCAUGCGAGGAGGUGUGAGUGAUAAAUCAUUCAUUGUCAGAGUAGCGGCUGCUCGAUGCUUGAAGGCCUUCGCUAAUAUCGGUGGGCCUGGGUUGGGGAUGGCUGAAAUUGAUACUUCUAUGUCUUGUUGCGUUAAGGGCUUGGAGGAUAAUGUGUCAGCAGUUAGAGAUUCAUUUGCGGAAGCGCUUGGUUCCUUGCUUGCUCUUGCGGUUAACCCAGAUGCUCAGGUAAAGAAAGGAGUGAAAAAGCAAAGCACUUCUGGAAAGAAAUUUGAUGAUGGUCUACAGAAGCAUUUGAUUUUACCAUUUGUCAGAGCAAAUGGAGCCAAUGCAAAGAAAUUACGGAUUGGUCUGGCUUUAUCGUGGGUGUUCUUUUUGCAGAUGAUUCAUAUGAAAUAUGGUACCCCAGAUAGUGAACUUCAAAACUAUGCUGUACAAGUUACGGAAAUUCUCCAAGGGAAUGCUUCUCCUGAUCCACAUGCAUUGGCAUGUGUUCUAUAUGUUCUCCGAGUUGGUGUUGCAGACCAGAUGACAGAGCCGACACAACGUGAAUUUUUGGUAUUUCUGGGAAGAAAGUUGGAGUCUUCAAAUUAUACAGCCCUGAUGAGAGUGGCAACAUUACGCAUUCUGUCUUACCUGUUAAGAAGCUUGGGUGAGGUUCCAUCUGAAUUCAAGGAUAUUCUUGACAAUACAGUAGUCGCAGCAUUAUCCCACUCUUCAGCUCACGUUCGUGUUGAGGCAGCUUUAACAUUACGUGCUUUAGCAGAGGUUGAUCCUACUUGUGUUGGUGGUUUAGUUUCAUAUGGUAUUACAACCUUACAUGCCCUCACAGAGACUUUAUCAUUUGAUAAGGGUAAAAUUAUGAAUCUUGAGCUCGAUUCGCUUCAUGGACAAGCUAGUGUAUUAGCUGCUCUUGUUGCAAUCUCACCAAAGUUACUUCUUGGUUACCCUGCAAGACUGCCCAAGUCCGUUCUUGAAGUGUCCAAAAAGAUGCUUAAUGGUUUCAGCCGAAAUCCAGUGGCUGCUAGUGCGGAGCGUGAAGCCGGCUGGUUGCUUUUGGCGUCUCUUUUAGCAUCCAUGCCAAAAGAGGAGCUGGAAGACCAGGUGUUUGAUGUUCUUUUACUAUGGGCUGGUCCCUUUACUGGAAAUCCCGAGUCAUACCUUCGCCAUGUGCAGGAUUGGGCAUCAGAAUUGCGUGUCCUGUCUGUUGCGAUUGAGGCACUUACUGCCUUCAUAAGAAGUUUUGUCUCUCCAAUUAUGACAAAUGCCAACGGUGGAAUUCUGCUUAACCCUGUGCUGGCCUACCUUGGUGGAGCUUUAUCCCUUAUAUCUUCAUUGAGCUCUAAGAAAUUGCCAAAUGUGAACUCUGCACUGAACCUCUUCACUACUAGAACAUUGAUGGCAUAUCAGUCUCUUUCCAAUCCAAUGGUUUACAAAUCUGAGCACCAGCAGAUGCUUCAGCUGUGCUCAAGCCCAUUCAGUGACCCUUCUGGAUGGGAAGAAAGCUCAUGCUUGAAGUUUUUGUUGGAUAAGAGAGAUAAUUCGUUGGGUCCAUGGAUACCUGGAAGGGAUUCGUUUGAGGAUGAACUACGAGCUUUUGAUGGUGGCGUUGAUGGAUUUCUACCAUGUGUCUGGGAUGUUGAAAUGAGCAACUUUCCUCAGCCAGAAUCAGUUAGCAAAAUGCUCGUUAACCAGAUGCUUCUCUGCUACGGUUCCAUCUUUGCUUGUCAGGACAAUACUGUCAAGAUAAGACUCCUAAACAAUCUUGACCAGUGCCUAAAGUCCGGGAAGAAGCAAUCCUGGUUUAUGACUGUUGUUACAAAUUCUUGUGUUGCUCUGUUGUCAGGGCUGAAGGAGUUUCUGACUUUACGUGGUGCUCAAUCAUUGUCAACUGAUAUACUAAGUAUGGUUCAAUCAACAUUCAAGGGGAUUCUACUGGAGAGUGAAAUUUCUACAGCUCAACGACGAGCAGCAUGUGAAGGUCUUGGUUUGUUAGCAAGAAUUGGGAAUGAUGCCUUCACCGCGAGGAUGGCUCGUUCCCUUCUUGGAGAGCUAAUAACACCAAUUGAUCUGAGCUAUACAGCAUCAGUUACACUCUCGUUAGGCUGCAUACAUCGAGCUGCAGGAGGAAUGGCACUAUGUACUCUUGUUACUCCUACUGUGAGCUCACUCUCUCAUUUGAGUAAGAGUUCUAAUUCCAAUCUGCAGUUGUGGUCGCUUCAUGCUCUUCUUUUAACAAUUGAAGCUGCUGGGUUGUCUUAUGUCUCCCAAGUUCAGGGGACGCUUUUCCUUGCUAUGGAAAUUCUUUUAUUGGAAGAAAAUGGAUAUGUGGAUCUUAGGCAGGAAAUAGGUCAUCUUAUCAAUGCAAUAGUAGCAGUAAUUGGUCCUGAACUUGCUCCUGGUAGCACAUUCUUUUCACGCUGCAAGUCUGUCAUUGCAGAGAUAAGUUCCUCAAGUGAAACGGCUACGCUUAUAGAAUCAGUUAGAUUUGCUCAGCAGCUUGUUCUUUUUGCCCCUCAAGCUGUUCCUGUGCAUUCCCAUGUUCAAAGUCUUAUCCCAACUCUUUACUCAAGACAGCCAAGCUUGAGACAUUUGGCAGUGUCGACACUACGCCAUCUGAUUGAAAGAGAUCCGGCUGCUAUGAUCAAUCAGAACAUUGAAGAGAAUCUGUUCAGCAUGCUUGAUGAGGAAACUGACUCUGAAAUAGCAGCAUUGGUUCGUUCGACUAUUAUUCGCUUAUUGUACACAUCAUGUCCACUUCGUCCAUCUCGAUGGUUGGCAGUGCUGAGGAAUAUGGUUCUUGCUACCUCAAUUGCAAGAAACACAAGCGAAGGUCUGUCCAGUUCUGGACAUGAUCCCGUUGACAGUAAUGCAGAGAAUGAUAUAUACUAUGGAGCAGAUGAAGACAACAUGAUAUCUAGCUCAAAGCAGGAAAAAACAAACUGGUCUGCCAAUAAAUUUAGCCAGUUUCCACAAAGAAAUAAGCAUCUGAGAUAUCGCACCAGGGUUUUUGCAGCAGAAUGUGUUAGCCAUGUACCUGUUGCCGUUGGAACAGAACCAGCUCAUUUUGACCUCCUAUUGGCAAGAAGUGCAGUAGCUGAAGGGGUUCAUCUGUCAAAUGACUGGCUAAUUCUUAAGCUACAAGAGUUGGUUUCACUUUCAUAUCAGAUAAGUACUGGACAAUUUGAAGGCAUGCAGCCAAUAGGAGUGAAGCUUCUCUGUUUGAUUAUGGACAAGUUUGGCAUGGCUGUGGAUCCUGAAUUUCCUGGGCAUAUAUUGUUGGAGCAAUUUCAGGCUCAGCUCGUUUCUGCUGUUCGAACGGCCAUAAGUACUGCUUCUAGUCCACUUCUCCUUGAGGCUGGCCUUGAACUUGCCACAAAGGUUAUGACAAGUAGCGUAAUUGGGGGCGACAGGGUAGCUCUUAAUCGCUUGUUUUUGCUAAUAUGCCGUCCGCUAAAUGACAUAGAGGACCUAUUUUAUCCAUCUUUUGCCGAUUGGGUUGUAUGUAAGAUAAAAGUACGUCUGCUUACUGCUCAUGCUGCAGUAAAAUGCUAUACUUAUCAAUUCUUGAGGAUGAAGGAAAAUAUUCCUGAUGAACAUCAGCAAUUGGCACCUUUGCUUGCAAAUAGUUCAUCUCUCUUAGGAAAGUAUUGGAUUGGAGCCCUCAAGGAUUAUAGCUCGAUAAGUUUUGGUCUGCAUUCAAGAAUCAAUCACAAGCCGUUCCUUGAUGGGAUCCAGUCAUUCUUGGUGUCAUCAAAGGCAAAGGAGUAUCUUGAUGAAGUUUGGGCACUAAUUCUUCAAGCAACAGCUCUUGAUGCAGCUCCUUUGGAGUUCGAAAUGGAUGAUUCUGAAGAUACGCUUGGACAGACAUUUAUAUCUGGACAUAGUAUGGUCAAACUGAAUUUAACUGAAUUCAAGUUUCUUUGGGGACUAUCGGUCCUUGUGCUUUGUCAUACACAACCAUCAAUGUCGAAUAGUGCUAUAAAAAUCAAUCUUGACCGUAAUAAUGAGAAAAAGAUUGGAGGCCUUGUUGUCUGCGCUGGACUAGAUAAUCCAAGACCAUGUGAUCAAAUGUUGCUUGUGUUAUCGUCCCUCACUUCACAAGUGUUUUUUAGCAUGAAUUUUCUUACAGUGGAUACUUGUCAGGAACUCCUACAGGCUCUUACUUAUGCUGAUUGUUCAAGUGCUCCUGUUGUAUGCCUGUUCUCCCAGAUAAUCAGACUGUGCCCUGACAACUUCUUUGAGGUGGAGGAGUUUGUUUUUGUUGCAUUAGAGUUCUACUCAUGGUAUCUUGCUACUAUACUUCAAAGUAGGUGCGGAAGUUCUCAGGAAUGCUUAAGCAAUAGUUUGAUUUCUGAAUUAUCUGUUGCUACUGAGACAAUGGCAUGCCGAAUGAAAAAUGAGCAUUGGUGGAAACUGAUGAUGCUACUGGUAUCCACGUCAUACCAAUCAUUUCAACAAGUCCCCUCUAAUCUAUGCUUGUCAAAUAUCAUCUCCUUUCUCCAAAAUACUUUGCCAAUCAUGAAGAAAUAUCUUCAAGAAAGAGCUGAACCAGGUGAUGAGUGUGCCAACUGCGAAGUUGCCUUGGGAGCUUUGGUUAGUCUGGUGGCAUACUUAUGUACACAAUGCAGCAACAGGAUAUCAAUGCUGGAUAACAAGAUUUCUGAUUCCUACAAACUGUUGGCAAAGAUACUAUAUUUCUGUUUGGGAGAAGCUAUUGCUCUUGCAAAACUUGUUGAUGAGAUUGGAUAUCAUGGUGAAAAUUGUACAAGCAAUGAACUUAUGUCAGGUAGCUUCAGGCAUUGCACACAAGUUGUUCAGGCUUCACUUUGCAGUACAACCAUACAGGUACAAAUGUUGGGGGUACAUGUUCUUAAAGUCUCUGCACAAAGAGAGCUAGCUGAAGGCUCACAAACAGCAACACAUUCUUUUAUGGUGCUAUUUGUGGAAUUACUGGCAGAUGUGUUUUCUGUGAUUCAAACUGCAUUAAAGGGAUGUUCGAGCAAGGACUCUGUCAGUGUCAUUGAUGAAUGUCUAAAAUUGCUUUUCCUCUUCCAUUCGCUAGCACAGUCAAAGAAAUGCCCGCAAGAGGCUACAAUGCUUCUGCUGGAUGCCUUACUGAUGGUUUUCUAUUCUUCUAGUGCCACGGGUUCACAGGAACUCACUGAAGUAAACAACAUAUCCAAGAAGUUGUUCUCUCAUUUUAUUCAGAUUCCAUCUGCUGCCAUACAUAUCAAAGAUAUAAUGUUGUCAGCAGCACCUACAAAAAGACAACUACUUCAGGACAUGAUCCGAGCUUCAGUCACUCAGGGUCAGACAAUAGUGCCUGGGCAUAUCAGCGCAAAUUCAGAGCAGAAUGCUCAGGGUGGCUUUAGUCAAGAACCUGGGCUCAAUGCCACAGAUGCAGAUGAAGAGAAGAAUGAAAAACAAGUUAGUGAUGAUGAUUGGGAUGAUGACUGGGAUAAUUUUCAGUCUCUUCCUGCACAUGGUACCAACAAUGGUGCAGACUCUGCUACAGCUGCCUCACCUUUACCUGAACAGGGUUCUGUUGCAAGUCCUCAUGACGAACAGAUCCCUCAGGUAAAUAUUAAUCAAGAAGUUAGUGAUGUAGAUGUUUCAGAUGGUACAACAGAAGGCCUAAGUUCUUUUGAUAAAUAUCUUAAAGAACCCUCCACUUCACAUUUCUCAGAUACUGCACAACAGGUCGAGAGCAAAUCUCAAGAGUUCUCCUGUAAGGAUCAUGAGGAAUCCCCAAAACAUCCAAAAGUUCAUUGCACAGGAUCAUCAGCUCAUGUUACUAAAGAAGAGACGGAUGAUGAAUCACAGCAGAUUCACGGUGACCAAUUUGUGAGUAGGGAAAGCAAGAAUUAUGACUUGUACUUAUCGAAUGAGAUCGCUGGUUCAGCAGGUGAAGAGGAAAAUGAUACCUCUGGAGAAAUUAGAAGGGCCACGGGUGAUGCGCUGGAUGAAAAUAUUUCUUCCGUAGAUGAUUCCAACUUGAAUAAUAUUUCAGAUGGUACAGAGGAUAAAUCAAAUAAGGCUUGUGACAAGGUGUUGGUUGCCAAUGAAAAAUCUGAAACGGUUAUCACAGACUCUGGGGAAAAGGUGUCUGCUUCAUCUGAUGAAGUAAAAUCAGAUUUGUAUCCUGAAAAUGUGGAUACCAAACCAGAAUCAUCUGGUGGUGAAAUCGCGGAGUCAGGGUCAUGAUUGUGAGGAGCCUUGGUCUAGACAAAAUCUAGAUCAUUUGGGAACACAUCCAUACAGGUGACUGCAUGCCAGGAUUCUGGAAGUAAACAGCAAAAGCUCCUAGUAUGUGUUUGUCAAGUCCCAUUCUUGAUACUGAGCUCAAGUAAUAUUUGUUAGAAUAUGAGUUCUCACAAGUGCUGUCAGAAGGAACUAUUGCUCUGAAAUGUUUGUCAGAUUUCAAGGCUGGACUUUGGAGCAAACGAAGAGCUGGCAGCGGCAUGUACUUCCAAAGUCACCACUAUACGGACUGUUGUACAUUUUACCCAACUUUUUACUCAUGUUUACAUGCUGUGGAAAUGUAGAUCUAUCAGAUUAUUCUUGAUUGUCAGGACAAGCUGGACGGAUUGUAUACAUUACUGACUACCCUGUGCAUGUGUUUGACCUCAUGUCCCAUGUUGUGAACAUGGUGACAGAGUGUGGUUUGUGAUUGUAAACAUGCUGAUCAAAGCAUUCUGGCGUUCCAUAUGUUUUAAGAUUAUCAGGCCAGUUGCAUGGCGAAAUGAUGUUUGUUUGGUGCUA